Molecule: messenger RNA, 3187 nt
Organism: Frieseomelitta varia
Lineage: Eukaryota; Metazoa; Arthropoda; Insecta; Hymenoptera; Apidae
Gene: Wdr59
Product: GATOR complex protein WDR59
Exons: 21
Coding region: 147-3101 (984 amino acids)
Molecular function (GO): protein binding
Source: RefSeq, a predicted model, not a curated record
AGGACGCGAUGCAACGAGUCGCGUACUGGCUUUGAUUGUGUGCACGAUUGCGUACACGAUUCAAUUCUGGUCCGCGGGUCCGCGUAACGUUCGGUCUCGACUCUAACCUUGCAGAAUGCUGACAGGAAUUCGAAUUCGUUGGUAAAAUGUCAAAACGUUGGGGCAGCGACUAUGUCGUUACGGAACAUCGUGAUUUACAGGCUAAUACCAUGGCCGUAGAUGCGACGGGUAAUUACGUAUUACUUGCCGGCCGCAGAUGCUUUGCGGUGAAACAACUCGACGACAGUGUCGACAUAUUAAAAAAAUUUCAAAGACAAAGUAAAUAUGAGGUUGGCUCUGCAGAAUGGAAUCCCACAAGUAUAAAUUGUCAUCUUUGCGCCGUAUCGAGCAAUACACGCAUUGAAAUAUUGUCCCUCACUGGGAAUGGUAAUUACGACUUACAAACAACAAAUAGCCUGAAAGCACAUACAAGAGUUGUGAGUGAUUUAAACUGGCAUCCCAAAGAACCUGACAUCAUUGCUUCUUGCAGCAUUGAUACAUUUAUACAUAUAUGGGACGUAAGAGAUCAAAGGAGGCCAUGUUUAUCUUUGUCUGCAGUUGCUGGUUCUUCUCAAGUAAGAUGGAAUACUCUUUCUCCCAACAUGUUGGCUACAGCUCAUGAUGGAGAUAUUAAAAUAUGGGAUCAAAGAAAAGGAAACAGUCCUAUGCAGUAUAUAGCUGCUCAUCUAACAAAAAUACAUGGUUUAGAUUGGUGUCCGUUUCAACAAAAUCAAUUGGCAACGUCUAGUCAAGAUUGUACAGUGAAAAUCUUCGAUAUCAGUAAUCCACGAAGAGCCGAAAGCAUUUUAACAACGAACUCACCAGUAUGGAGGGCGAGAUAUACGCCAUUUGGAGAAGGAUUAGUAACAAUAGUAGUACCGCAAUUACGACGAGGAGAAAAUAGUUUAUUAUUAUGGAACACAACAAACCUCAGUGCUCCUAUCUAUACUUUCGUAGGACAUACUGAUGUUGUUCUUGAAUUUCAGUGGAGACACCAAAAAUUAGAAAAUAGUGACUUUGAAUUAAUUACUUGGUCAAAGGAUCAAUGUUUAAGAAUAUAUAAAAUUGAUCCAUUUUUAAAGAAAUUAUGUGGACAUGGCAUAGAAGAUAGUUCAUCUAUCUAUACUCAGUAUUCUGAAGAUAAUAAUUUAAGAACAUUACAAUCCGUCCAACAGUUACAACUUAGUGAUACUCAAACUGAUCGUGAAAUGAAUUGUAUAACAACAAAAGUAGAUGAACCUAUAUUAAAUUCCGAAACAGAUGCAUAUAUCGAAAGUAAUAAAGAAAUAUCGUCUCCUACACAACCAAAGACUUUACAGCAAGAAUUUUCUUUAAUAAAUAUGAAUAUACCAAACAUAGAGGUCAACGCAAUGGAUGCUGUAGAACGCAGUUGUACCGUAACAGCAUCCAAUAAAAGUUAUAAUGUGAUAUUAAAAGUAAAUUUCCCUGCAAAUUAUCCUUACAGUGCGCAACCUACAUUCCAAUUCUGUCCUGGAACAACAAUCGACAGUGCAACAUUGGCAAAGCUGUUGAAAGUUUUAAAACAAACUGCUCAACAACGCGUUAAAAAGAACAGAUCGUGUUUAGAACCGUGUCUUAGACAGUUGAUUACAACAUUGGAACAAACAUGUAAAAAUGAUGAAAAUGAAAGUAAUCAUUUAGGAUACGACAUUCAAGACAAUGCGAAUUUCUUAAGUUCCUCUAAUAUGUAUACAAAUUAUCAAGAUGCUUACAUACCGUUUCCUAGAACAUCUGGUGCUAAAUUUUGUUGCGUAGGUAUACUCGUAUGUUUUGGUCGUGCUUCAUAUACGAGAAGAUCGUCCAUGAAACCAGAAUGUACAACACCCAGAGCACUUUCUGCGUUAGGAAACGGAAUAGGCAACGGAGAACAUUUUAUGCACAUGUAUCCAAAUUCUUAUGUUCGAUCGAAUGACAACAUUCCUAUAAGUUCCUUUUAUUUUCAAGAUCGAAAAAUAAAUCGUGGAUUACAUAAUACAAAUAGAAUGACCCAUAGAUCAUGUUGUAAAAACUAUCAUUUUAUGGUGAUGAUAUACGAUGCUUCUUCUUUGUUUUUCGUCAACAAAGAACUUGCAGAAAAAUACGUUAUCAAUAUCACCGAUAUUCCGGCAAUGUGUCAAUACAACGCAAAUGUAGCUGCAUCAUUAGAACGUCCUGAUUUAGUUCAGGCGUGGUGUUUAGCUGCUCUUGUGAUAUCACAACCUGUUUUAAAUAUUGGGCAAAAUUGUCAAUCACCCGAGAUUGAUGCUCCGUGGCCUUUACAUCCUUUUGGUCAAAAUUUAAUUCAUUCCUUAAUACAGCAUUAUGCUAAUCAGUCAGAUAUUCAAAUGGCAGGUAUGCUGAGUUGUGCAUUUAGUUAUCGUUCUGAAAAUCCUGACGUUGCGCAAACACGGCUAAAUAGCAAGUCCAUUAAUGUUAGUAGGCUUUCUACAGGAAAAUGGUGGUUAAAGCAUCGGAGUGGAAGUGUGAUGGUCCCACAAAGCAUGCAGCCUGGUGGUUCUCCGUACCACACGAUUCAUCUAGCCGAUACCACAUUAGAAGGAUGGAACUUCCAAAAUUUGAAGCAACAUCGAUCCAACUCGUGGUCUGAUUCGCUCGACGACUUAAAAUUAACUCAAGACACGUCAGGGGAUUCCAUGAAAAAUAUUAGGUUACUUGAUGAAAAAUAUACUACUCUCUACGACGGUUACAAAAAAGCGUAUGCCGAAGUGCUACAUAGAUGGCGAUUAUUAGACGCGCGUGCACAAGUAUUAAAGCACGUAAGCACAACUCCAUUAGACACGCAUAAAGGCGUCGAAUUUCAAAGCGAAUGUCAAUUAUGUGGUAAAGUUAGCAGAGGACCUCAGUGUAUAAAUUGUAAACGAUUAGCAUUGGAGUGUGUAAUUUGUCAUAUCUCUGUUAGAGGUCCAAGCAAUUUUUGUAUAUUUUGUGGGCAUGGGGGACACACGCAACAUUUAGCGACAUGGUUUACUAACAAAACAUUAUGCCCUACAGGUUGUGGAUGUUAUUGCCUACAGGAAAGUUCUGCUCUCUUAAAGUUGUAAAUAAAAGAUAAAAGAAAGUUGUACAUAGUCAUGAAGAUAUGUAAAGAAUGUUACGAGAAGAUAAUAAAUAUGUUUUUCUUUAAAAA